Messenger RNA from Penicillium malachiteum, 1044 nucleotides. Its product is annotated as serine hydrolase domain-containing protein. The transcript has 2 exons. The record is from RefSeq and is a predicted model, not a curated record. Bases 1 to 1044 code for a protein of 347 amino acids. Lineage: Eukaryota; Fungi; Ascomycota; Eurotiomycetes; Eurotiales; Aspergillaceae.
AUGAAAGGUCUCCAAUGUCUUCAGGAGCUCCGGCCCACCAUUACCGAAGUCCUCAAUAUCUCUGGGGCCGCUGGUGCUUCUAUUGGAGUUAUACAAGGAAAUGAAGUCUAUACUGCAGCGUUCGGAAAUCGUGACCUCCUAAGUGGCCUUGAACCGGACGAGAACACCAUAUAUCACCUCGCGUCAUUGUCGAAGAGCUUCACAGCAGCUGGAAUCGGCAUUCUUGUGGAUGACAACAAGCUUAGCUGGGACCAAAAGAUACAAAAGGAGAGCACGGUCAUGGACUUCCUGUCACACCGGACGGGCUUGGCAACUAAGAAUGCCCUAUGGAAACAGGAUGGGCCUGAGCUUUUACUAGAGCAAGGGGAUACGAUCGCAUUGACAUCCUACCUCGAGGUCGUGGAGCCCUUUCGCUCCAAGUGGCUGUAUAACAACUGGGGCUACGACAUCGGUUCGCACAUCACUGAGCAAGCCUCCCAAAUGUCGUGGGGCUCCUUCUUGCGUGAACGAAUUCUGACUCCUCUGGGAUUGAACAAUACGCAUACCUCUGUCGAUGUGCCUGAUGAGAACUACGCGAGGGGAUAUAUGCCGGACCUGUAUGGCCGGCUUACAGAUGUAGGGCGGCCGAUGAUUGGGGAGGGAACAGUCCAACAGGGGUCGAAUGGUGUGAAAAGUACUGUGUCGGACUUGCUCAAAUAUUAUAAAGCCAUUCUCGGCGCCUGGAAGGCAGAGACGACUGCAACCCCGUCAUCAUCGCCCCUGAAGAACGUCCGGGACCUAUUGACAGGACAAAUUCCGCUGGAUCCAGAUUCCAAGGCCGGGCAAUGGUACGGGCCGGGCUGGGCCAUUGCAGAGCUACCAGCGCCGUUGCGAGCCAUGGGAACCAACCCGAUGUUCGUGUCUGCUAUGCCUCUUGUGGGUAAAGGCACCGCGAAGAAACAGAUUGUCUGGUACCAUAACGGUAGCCUGGUCGGCCUCUUCAGCUCUGUCCACAUUCUUCCAGAGAGUGACACGAUCAUCGUCGUUCUAGGCCUUCAAGGAUGA